Molecule: messenger RNA, 363 nt
Organism: Rotaria sp. Silwood1
Lineage: Eukaryota; Metazoa; Rotifera; Eurotatoria; Philodinida; Philodinidae
Source: the annotation of a GenBank genome assembly
AUGAAUUUAAAUUCAGUUAAACAUGUUUGUAUUUAUGGACAACAAGCAAAUAAUAAUUGUGUUAAUUAUUUUUCAAAUGCUACUGAAUUAACUAUUAGACAUUAUUUCAAAAAAUCAGAGAAUUCGAUUUCAACAACUCUUAAUUGUAUGAUUCCUUUAACACAACUUACUAAAUUAGUUAUUGAAUCUUAUGGAUUUCCUUUGAAAGAAAUAGUGAAAUUAUUAUGUUUUACAUCUAGUUUAUAUAUAUUAAAAUUGAAUUUUUUAUCUCUGAAUGCAAAUAAUUCAAAAUUUAUCGAACAAAAUGAAUCUUUUCAAUAUGUAUCAAAUCAAAAUAAAAUAAAAAAAUCUUCAUCUUCGUGA